AUGACUGAGACGCUGGUAAACGCAUCAACGCCUGUCGAUGGCGUUAGGGUGUUGGCCUUGAACAGGCCAUCCAAGCGGAAUGCACUCUCUCAAGAGCUCAUUGGCUUGCUCCUCGAGCAUUUGACCGCGGCAUCUUCGGACAAGAGCGUGCGAGCCAUUGUGAUUACUGGAAGCAGCACCUUCUUUUGUGCUGGGGCCGAUAUCAAAGAGAUCUCCAACCUCGAUGGUGAGGAAGCUCGGCGGGUCCGGUACCUCGAGGACCUUUGUUUAGGUCUUCGUAGCGUUCGGAAACCAUUGCUAGCGGCAGUCGAGGGCAUGGCGCUUGGGGGCGGGUUCGAGGUCGCUCUGAUGUGUGAUCUGAUUUUCGCCUCAUCAGCCAGCCAGUUUGGUCUACCGGAAGUCAGCAUUGGGCUGCUGCCGGGAGCUGGAGGCACCCAGAGGCUGACAAGCGCAGUUGGCAAGUUCAAGGCAAUGCAGAUGAUCUUGCUUGGGACUCCCAUCACAGCCUCGGACGCCAUGUCAGCCGGCCUGGUGGCCCAAGUUGUUGAGCCCGGCACAGUACUGGAGACUGCGGUCCAGACUGCCUCCAAGCUAGCCGGCAUGAGCACAAGUGCCAUAUCUUUGGCCAAAGAAGCCAUCUGCAGAGCCGAUGAUCUUGGCCGUGAUGACGAGUUUGAAAGAAGCCUCUACUAUUACGCCAUUGGAACCAAAGAUAAGCGUGAAGGCGUUGGCGCCUUCUUAGAAAAGCGCAGUCCUAGGUGGGAUUGA
Clonostachys rhizophaga is the source of this 768-nucleotide messenger RNA. The record is from the annotation of a GenBank genome assembly. Lineage: Eukaryota; Fungi; Ascomycota; Sordariomycetes; Hypocreales; Bionectriaceae.